AUGAUAGGUGAUUUUAAUGCUUAUCUUCAGUCGCAUGAAAAGAAGGGACCAGGUAAUUUUAGUUUGGGCUCUGCUACGGAAUUUAAUGCUAUGAUAGACUCUUGUUCCAUGGCUCAGCUGCCUUCAAGUGGAAGAAAAUUUACCUGGAGUAAUAAUCGGAAAGCUGGUAAUGUUUCGGCUGUGCUCGAUAGAAGCUUCUGCAAUGAGAAGUGGUUAACUAUUUUUCAAGAUUCCUCGCAACUAGUGCUGCCGAGAAUUGCUUCUGAUCAUGGGCCGCUUUUGAUGGUCUCUGAUGCCAGCCAACGCCCCUCAAAUUGCCCUUUUCGCUUUCACCAAUUUUGGAUGGAACAUGAAGACUUCGUCAGAAUUGUGGCUUUGUCUUGGUCAGAAUGGGUCCCUGGUCCGCCUAUCCUUGUUCUCACUUCUAAAUUGAAGCGGCUGAAGAGGGACUUAAAAUCCUGGGCGAGAUCUGCUUUUCCCAAUUUUGAUAAAGACCUAGAGCAUGCGAAGAAGACUCUGAACCAGAUUCAUGACCAGAUUGCAAGUGAAGGGAUGAAUGAUCAUCUAUUUGCUAUGGAAGCUGAUGCGAAGACGGGAUUGAUGGACUGCUAUAAGAUGGACUCUCUUCCUGGGAAUGAGGAAAUAAGGAGGGUAGUUUGGGAGCUCGACCCGGAUAGCUCACCAGGCCCAGAUGGUUUCUCUGGUGCAUUCUUUCGCAAAUGCUGGGAUAUGGUGGAAGUGGAGGUUUGCAAUGCUGUGAAACAGUUUUUCAGCACUGGGUCCAUGCCAAAUGGGAUAAAUAAUAAUUUUCUGGUGUUGAUUCCAAAGGUGGAUGGUGCAAAUACUCUUGAGAAAUUUCGGCCCCUGUGUAUGGGUAACGUUUUCUGCAAAAUCAUAUCCAAAGUAAUGGCGAUGCGCCUUGAGACUCUCCUCCCUCGUUUGAUCUCAGAAGAGCAGAGUGCCUUUCAGAAGGGGAAGAUGAUCCAUGACAAUAUAGCUGUGGCCUCUGAGCUUGCAAAUUUAAUGUUCUCUGCAACUAGAGGUGGGGGCCUUGGUCUUAAAAUUGAUAUAAGGAAAGCUUAUGACACUAUUUCCUGGUCUUUUAUUUUUCAGGUGUUGAGUAAAUUUGGCUUCUCCAAUAAAUGGAUUAAUUGGCUACACCAACUCCUGCUGUCGACCAAAAUUUCUAUUCUGGUGAACGGAGGUCCUCAAGGCUUCUUCGGGGUGGAGCGUGGUCUAAGACAAGGUGAUCCUAUAUCCCCCAUGUUGUUUAUCAUAGCAGAAGAAGUUCUGUCUAGAGGGUUGUCAAACCUGGUUCAGAGCAAGAGUCUCAAAACAAUCAGUGGACCAAGAGGAGUUACUACUCCUGGACACAUUUUAUUCGCAGAUGAUAUAUUCAUCUUCACCAACACCUCAUUGAGAUAUGUAAAUGCUCUGAAAUCUUUUUUGAUGAAGUAUCAGGACUUUUCAGGUCAGUGCAUCAAUUUUGAGAAAAGUAAGCUUUUCCUAGGAAAGAUAGCUCCUGCUCACAAGCAGACAAUUGCUGAUACCCUUGGAAUUCAGAUAUGCACUUUCCCAACUCGCUAUUUAGGAGUUGAAAUAUUUAAGGGUAGAGUCAAGAAAGAGGCUCUGCUUCCAGUGAUGGACAAGGUGAAAGGACGUCUUGCGGGUUGGAAAGGAAAGCUUUUGUCUUUGGCGGGCAGAACGGAGUUGGUCAGAUCAGUCAUUGCUGGUAUCCCUAACCACAGUUUUGCUAUUUAUUGGUGGCCUUUUUCCCUUUUAUCUAUAAUGGAACGAUGGAUGAGAAACUUCAUUUGGACGGGGGACACUGAAACGGCCAGAAAAAUUACUGUUAAAUGGGAUUCCCUUUGCAUGCCUAAAGAGGAAGGCGGUUUAGGUAUCAGGAGACUCCGAGAUACCAAUAAAGCUAUGUUGUGCAAGCUUGCGUGGAGGAUCAAGCAUGAGAGGACAGCCUCCAGCUCCUUCCUUAAAGCCCGCUUUGUUAAAAAAGAUGGUAAGCUCAAGAAAGGAGUUUCUUCCUCUAUUGCCUUGGGGGUGAAAAAAGUGUGGAGGUUUGUGGAAGAUAAUGAGAGAUGGAUUAUCGGUAAUGGUAAUCUUACAAAUUUCUGGAAAGAUAAAUGGUGGGGACCUAAAUCAGUUCUGGAGGAGUUAGAGAGUUUCGACUUGACAACUCUUACAUUUACAGCUAAGGUGAGAGAAUUUAUUUGUGGUGGGGAAUGGGCACUCCCUGAGGUGAGAUCGGCGGAGUUGAGAAGAAUUUUUGAAAAAAUUAAGCAAAUUAAAAUUCCUUCAGGCGAAUUAGAUGAUACAUGCUGCUGGUCCUUGUCGACCUUGGGAAAUUUUUCUACAGCCUCAGGUUGGGAGUGUAUCAGAAGGAAGGCUAACAAGACUCCAUGGAGCACUCUGGUUUGGAGGAAAGGUCUGCCGCCUAGGUUCUCCACUCUAGGCUGGCGCCUUGCACAUGGUAGACUACCAACAGACGAACAGAUUAGACAUAAGGGGAUUUACCUUGCUUCAAGGUGUGCCCUCUGCAACCAAGGCGAGGACAGUAUUGAUCAUAUUUUCCUCAGAUGCUCCUUCGGGACUUCUGUCUGGAAAUCUUUUACUGACUGCUUUGAUGUGAGAUGGAAAAUGCAUCAGUCGAUUAAUAAUCUGAUUAGUUGGUGGAAAACGAAGGGAAGAGUAGUAAAUCUCAAAACACCUUGGAUGAUGGGUUUUUCUAUUAUAGCAGCAAAUAUUUGGUGGGAAAGAAACAGAAGGCGUCACGAUAACAGUGCCAGGAAUGAUAAGCAAAUAUUUGAUUUUAGUCGGCAAGAGAUCUGUCUUUGCAUAGGGAAGGUGAAGGGAGAGGUGAAAUCUCCGACUGAUGUUAUGUGUUGUAGGAGAUUGGGUUUAUCUGUAGCUCCGUCCAGGUAUCUCCCUCCUCUGGAAGUCCCCUGGUGUAAGCCUCACCCAAAUUGGCUCAAGCUUAAUGUCGAUGGUAGUGCUCUGGGAAACCCGGGAAGAGCAGGGGCUGGAGGGGUAGCUCGCGACCAUGAUGGCCAGGUUCAGGAUGCUUUUAGUAUUUUUCUGGGCAUUAAACAGAUUUAUGAAGCUGAGUUUGAGGCUGUUAUGGAGGGCUUUUUGAUGGCAAAGGCGCUGGAUGCAAAGGGUCUUUGUAUAGAGUCUGACUCGGUUGCGGUGGUCACUGCGAUUCAGAGUAACCAUAUUCCAUGGUUCACUCUCCAAAAAUGGUUGUCUCUUCUUCCAUUCUUGGAAUCGAUCCCAUGA
This is a messenger RNA of Macadamia integrifolia, 3291 nucleotides long. RefSeq lists its product as uncharacterized. Gene Ontology annotation, molecular function: nucleic acid binding; RNA-DNA hybrid ribonuclease activity. The record is from RefSeq and is a predicted model, not a curated record. Lineage: Eukaryota; Viridiplantae; Streptophyta; Magnoliopsida; Proteales; Proteaceae. The transcript has 2 exons. The coding region runs from base 1 to 3291 and encodes 1096 amino acids.